This is a messenger RNA of Daldinia loculata, 2967 nucleotides long. RefSeq lists its product as uncharacterized. Gene Ontology annotation, cellular component: cytoplasm. Gene Ontology annotation, molecular function: protein binding. NCBI's taxonomy places the organism in Eukaryota, Fungi, Ascomycota, Sordariomycetes, Xylariales, Hypoxylaceae. The transcript is spliced from 2 exons. The coding region runs from base 232 to 2508 and encodes 758 amino acids. The record is from RefSeq and is a predicted model, not a curated record.
GAGAAAUAACAUCAGCAAACACCUCGCCUGCAAAUACCCUCUCUACUUCUCGAUCGCUUCUUUCUAUCAAUACGAUACACAUAUACACAUAUUUCGGCGUACUUUGCUAGUUCCGGUCGCGUGCAUGAUCAACAGAAGGGGCCCGCUUAACCCCCCGACUCGGCUUCUUGGUCUGCCUUCUCAUCCACCCGCUCCCUUUCCAUCUCGCAUCCCAUCUCGCUGCUCUUCCUCAUGACGGCUGUCGCAAGCCCGCCAACUUUCGCUCAACACAAUCGGCCGGCAUGGAGUAUUAACGGCGGACACGCCGGUCAGAUCAAUUCCAUGAAUCCUGAUGAGCUGAACCGGAUGCUUCUGCCUCGAAAGAACUUGCAGCGAAACAACUCUUCCUCUUCCAUUUCUUCGACUUCAUCCGUAUCAUCUACCUCAACUAUCGCUACCACCGGCUCCCAAACGAAUGGCAACUCUGUACCAACUUCGGGUGACAUGGGCGCGUGGAAUAAUGGUACCGGAACACGAAAGCGACCCCAGCCGAAAGCCCCGUGGCCGACUCCGAAACCAGAUGCCCAGUCUGAUUUUGUAAGAAUGUCUGCAGGACGCCCGCAGUUGGUUGGUGGCAUAAAUGGAUCUGCGCCGAUGCAUUCACCUUCACCAGUAUUACCUUCCCAAGGCAUGAUUGGAGCGCAGCAAGGAAUGUCCCGUCCUAUGGCUGAUUCCUUAACCGGCGGGAACCAGCCUGUAUUAUAUCUCUUGUCUCUCAACGGAACAUUCGAGCGCAAAACGAUAUCUGUCCCGUUUUCUCCUGAGACCCUUAGGAUUGGUCGUCAGACGAACGCAAAGACAGUUCCCACACCAGUUAAUGGUUUCUUCGACUCGAAAGUCCUUUCUCGCCAACACGCAGAGAUCUGGGCGGACCGCCAGGGAAAGAUCUGGAUUCGCGAUGUUAAGUCUUCGAACGGUACUUUUGUCAAUGGUACACGAUUGUCACAAGAGAAUCGCGAGUCCGAGCCACAUGAAUUGCAAACCAACGAUCAUUUAGAACUAGGUAUUGAUAUCGUUAGUGAGGAUCAGAAGACCAUUGUGCAUCAUAAAGUGGCGGCGAAGGUUGAACAUGCAGGUUUCUUGAGCCCUUCGAGUAAUCUUCUCGAUAUGAAUUUCGGCGAUCUCGAUCCUGCGAAUGGCUCGAUGAUGAUGAUGGGUCCGCAAGGUGGUUUGCCUGCUCGGCCUAGAACGGGAAGCCAAGCUUCUAUGGCGAGUAACGGACGGAUUGUUGCGGGCGGUAGUAUGAUGGGGUCCCAAGGAAACGUCAUGGCUCAUCAACGAGGUCUGUUCUUUUCGCCUAUUAGCACCGAGCAGAUUGUAAAGCGGCUUCAGCAUGAGAUGCGGAAUCAGCGUCUUCAAUCGCAAGAUCUAGGUCGAACAAAUCAGUUUGUCCAAGGACUUCUGACGAAAGAUGAUAUUAAGGAUAUCGAGAAACCCGAAGUAGCUGAGCAGCCACGGUCACAAAUAAUCAAUGGGAAUGGGAUAUCAUUCAGAUCCGAUAAUAAAACACGAUUCUCCGAUCCUCCAGCGCCACCACCACAACAACCUUUGCCCGAGAAACCAGAUGUUCCAUCUCUAAAGCGAGGUAUCACCGAGCGGCCUAAACAGCCCAGCCAGAACAUGUCACCGAUCCGACAGGACGGGAUGAGCCAGAUCCUACACUUGACAGAAGCCUUGAGUAACGCGAAGCGGGAAAUAGAAAAUCAGAGUUCACGUAUGCGAGACCUUGAGGAGACCUUGCAGAAAGAGCGACGAGCUCGAGAGCUUGCCGAGGAGUUGGCCAGAAGAUUAGAAGAGAACUCUAAUAUACAGACAAAUGGUGUUCCUGUGAAGUCAGAAGCUCAGGAGACCGCAUUGGAAGAAGCCUUCGAACCACCUAUAGAUGAAGUAUCGUCUGCUACCGAUAAUAUUCUCAGCGACACUAACAAAACAGCUCUGCAAGCUGAAGCCAUCGAAGCUUCCGCCACGCAGUUACAUACUCAGAUUGAGUCAAUGGUGUUAGAAAUCAGGGAUCUACGACAGCAGCUCGAUGCUUUCAAGCAGCGGGCGGAGACAGCUGAAGCUGAAAGAGAUGCAGACCGCAAGAGUCUAGCAGAAAUGGCUUUGCAGAUUCGAAGAGAUGCUGAAGCUAAAGAAGCUGCUGCACGAGAGAAAGCUCUAUCGGAUUCCCGUGCUAUCGAGAAAUCUAACGAUGCAAGUGUGACAUCUGAGGACUUGUCCACUGUGGCUGGAACGUUACCUCCAGGCUCAAGCCAGGGCCAGUCAGAUUCUAGCGAAACCAUUGACCAACCCACGCUCUCAAGGGCCAAUACCAUUACGCCACAUUCUACGACGUCCGGGCUUUUACCACGCGAUCAGGCAUUGGCAAACAGCAUACCUUAUGCAUCCAUGAUGGGAGUUGUCCUUAUCGGUAUGGGCUUAAUGGCUUAUAUAAACGGGUGGCAACCGCAACCAAGACUCGAGCGAUGAUCAACUUAGCUAUUGCACAGUCAAAUUAAUGUUUUCUGCCCGGUAUCAACAUAACUGACCACCUACCUAGGUACAUAUUGACAUCCAUCCUUUACACAUUCACGAGUUCUUUCCCUUUGUCCUCAUUCUAUAAUAAGCUCGUCCAGCUUUCGUAUCUUCAGAUACCAGUCUUUUUGUAACAAGGCAUCAAUUUGGGACCGGCGUUAGGGGAGCGGCAAGUGACUACGUUAAGGCCACCAGACUACGGGGCUUUCAUCCAUUUUCUAUCUAGCAUCGAUGAUUAUGCGCACUCGGCCUCUAGGAUGUGGUUCAUUUGUGGCAGGAUACGGAAAAUUAUUAAGUACGCCGGAUCGAGAUGGCCCGAUUCGAAAAUAGGGGCCAUUGAAAGGCUGCUUCUAUGCGUCUUCGUAGCUAGGCGUCCGCUAUGUAUUAGCAGGUCGGGUCUAGUCAUAGGACUUG